AUCCACACAUUCAUUCAUUAUCCAGCCACGUUGAAAGUUGAUAAAAAUACACGUUUUUAAACUAAAUUUCUGCACAAUCCCUGAGAAAUAUGGCUCUAGCAAGGCCUGUGUUUAUCGUGGCUGCGAAAAGGACACCAUUCGGUACAUUUGGUGGUAAACUACGAACAAAAACACCGACAAUGCUCGGUGUUCAUAGUUCCAAAGCUGCUCUCGACAGUGCCUCGAUAGACCCAGCUACUGUUGAUUCUGUCAUUUUUGGUAACGUUAUACAGUCUGCAGCAGACGGCAUAUAUGUUGCACGCCACAUUGGUCUUCACUCUCAAGUUCCAAUUGCAUCAACUGCGUUGACAGUCAAUAGAUUGUGUGGAUCAGGUUUCCAGGCAAUUGUCAGCGCUGCUCAGGAAAUUAUAGUUGGUGAUAGUGAUAUAGUUUUAGCUGGGGGAACUGAGAACAUGAGCCAAGCACCAUUUGCAGUAAGGGACAUCAGAUGGGGAACAAAGUUUGGCUCAGAUGUAAAGAUGGAAGAUACAUUAUGGUCAGGGUUGACUGAUAACUAUUGUAAACUACCAAUGGCCAUCACCGCAGAAAACCUUGCAGAAAAAUAUAACAUUUCACGAGAGGAUUGUGACCAAUUUGCCCUUGAGUCUCAGACAAGAUGGGCAAAUGGUCAACAGUCGGGAGCAUUUGAAGCAGAGAUAUCUCCAAUGAAAGUGAAAGGUCGUAAGGGUGAAGAGGACUUCAGUGUAGAUGAACACCCACGUGUAGGCACCGAUAUGAAAAGUCUGGCUAAACUGCCUCCUGUGUUCAAAAAAGAUGGCACUGUUACUGCUGGGAAUGCCUCGGGUAUUUGCGAUGGUGCGGCAUCACUUGUAUUGGCCAGUGAGAAAGCUGUAAAUGAACAUGGUCUCACCCCAUUGGCUCGUCUUGUCUCCUAUUAUACGUCUGGUGUGGAGCCUUCAAUCAUGGGUAUCGGUCCAGUUCCUUCUAUCAAGGGGGCUCUAAGUCGUGCUGGAAAGACUUUGGAUGACAUGGAUCUUAUUGAGGUAAACGAAGCAUUUGCUGCCCAGACCUUAGCAGUCAUGAAAGAGCUUGGCCUUAACCCAGAGAAGACAAAUGUGAAUGGGGGUGCUAUUGCCCUGGGCCAUCCUCUGGCAUCAUCUGGAGCAAGGAUUACCGCACAUCUAGUUCAUGAGUUGAGGCGUACAGGUGGAAAGCUUGCUAUUGGGUCAGCAUGCAUUGGAGGAGGACAAGGCAUGGCAGUUGUUGUUGAAAACAUGCAGUAAAGGCAAGAAUUCUAAAGACUGAGAGAUUGCACUAAUAGACUUUAUAUGUAAACUGACUGGACACAUUGACACUGUAAAUUUUUAUUAAAGAUUGCAUCUAUUUUA
This is a messenger RNA of Dendronephthya gigantea, 1388 nucleotides long. Its product is annotated as 3-ketoacyl-CoA thiolase, mitochondrial-like. Gene Ontology annotation, biological process: fatty acid beta-oxidation. The transcript has 7 exons. Bases 90 to 1283 code for a protein of 397 amino acids. Gene Ontology annotation, molecular function: acetyl-CoA C-acetyltransferase activity. The record is from RefSeq and is a predicted model, not a curated record. Lineage: Eukaryota; Metazoa; Cnidaria; Anthozoa; Malacalcyonacea; Nephtheidae.